Molecule: messenger RNA, 1611 nt
Organism: Venustampulla echinocandica
Lineage: Eukaryota; Fungi; Ascomycota; Leotiomycetes; Helotiales; Pleuroascaceae
Exons: 1
Coding region: 1-1611 (536 amino acids)
Biological process (GO): transmembrane transport; carbohydrate transport
Cellular component (GO): membrane
Molecular function (GO): carbohydrate:proton symporter activity
Source: RefSeq, a predicted model, not a curated record
AUGGGUGAAAUCGAAUCUACCAAAGACGUUCCCGUCACUGAACCUGUGGAGAGCAGGAUUAUCACGGAAAAGGUUAUCACUGGCUCAGGAGCAUUGGCCGAAGCUGCAGUAUUGGAACAUGUCAACCCCUUGAGCAAGGGGUUGCUGCAGCUAUACUUGAUCAUGGGCAUCAUGUUCCUGACUUCGACCGCCCACGGAUACGACGGUAGCCUAAUGGGAACCAUUCUCGUGACAAAAUCAUUCCGCGAAACCUUCAACACGGGCAAAGUCGGUGAGAAGUCGGCACUCAUCACGGCCAUGUACCAGAUUGGUGGUGUUUGUGCGCUGCCAUUCAUGGGCCCACUCAUUGAUCAGUGGGGACGUCGUGUGGGUACCAUGUUUGGCACAGGAAUCAUCAUUGUCGGCACCAUUCUUGAGGGGACGUCCGCGGCAAGCCAGAAUAUAGGACAAUUCAUGGCUGGCCGGUUUUUUCUCGGAUUUGGAGUGUACUUCAUUGCGGCGGCUGCUCCCACCUACGUCGUGGAGAUCGCCCACCCCAAGUUCCGUGGUGUUAUUACCGGUUUGUAUAAUAGCAUGUACUACACUGGUGCAAUCCUGGCUGCUGGCGUCACUCGAGGCGCUCAAACAUCCUCUGGAAACAAUCCCUGGCUCAUUCCAACAUGGGUCCAGAUGGCAUUUCCUGGAAUCGUCUUCCUCAGCGUCAUGCUCUUUCCUGAAUCCCCACGUUGGUUAUUCACCCAUGGCAAGCAGGACGAGGCAAAAAAGAUAUUGGUUAAAUAUCACGGGAACGAUAACCCGGAUAGCGUUUAUGUGCAGCUUCAGCUGCGCGAGUUCGCCGAAAUGCUCGAAAUUGACGGUGCCGAUCAGCGAUGGUGGGAUUAUAGCGCCAUUUUCCGUAAUAAGGCAUCGAUCCGCCGUAUUCUGUGUAAUGUCAUUCUUGCAGUCUUUUCCCAAUGGUGUCAAGGCGGCGUCAACUACUUCAUUGCUGGCUUCUACAACUCGGCUGGUGUGGAGGACGAGACAACGAUUCUUGACCUCAACUUGGGCAAGUAUGUGAUGUCUGGAGGAUUUGCAAUCUGCGGUGCGAGUAUGGCGGACACAUGGGGCCGUCGAAAGGUUCUCAUCUCUACCCAGUCCCUGCUGACUCUCUGCUGGGUUGGAAUCACCGUCGGAACGGCAUUGUACGCCACUCACCAUACCAAAAGUUCCUCCAUUGCUGGAAUAUUCUUCUUUUGGGCCUUCCAGGCUGUCUUCUCCUUUGGUUUCACCCCUCUCCAGGCACUUUACCCCGUUGAGGUCUUGUCGUAUGAGAUGCGAGCUAAGGGUAUGGCGAUUAAUUCUAUGGCGAACUCCGCAUCUUCGUUGGUCAAUCAAUUUGGUACAGCCACUUCCUUGGAGCGAAUUGGAUGGAAGACAUACUUGGUGUUUGCUUGCUGGACAGCGUUCCAGACUGUAUUUUCGUGGUGGUUCUUUGUUGAGACCAGAGGAUUCACUCUCGAAGAGUUAGAUCACAUCUUCAAUGCGGAGAAUCCGAAGAAAGAGUCUUUGCGCCACCGCAAGUUGGCCAUUGAUGCUGAAAAGCACCGAGUUGUGGCUGUGGAGGAGCUCUAA